AUGGACGAAUCGACCAUCAGACCCGCCCUGGAUAAACAUUUCUCUUCAUGUGGAGAGGUCACUGAAGCUUUUCUUCUCGAAUGCCAGAACAAAGUUGUGGCUUAUAUCGAGGGAGAAGGCGCAGUAGAAAAGGCCUUGAAGCUUAGUGGCUGUGAAUGUGAUGUGAAAGAAUGUAAGAUUGUAGCUAAAAAGUAUAUUCGGCCAAAAAUACGCCAGCGGGUAACUGGCGGCUCUAUUGUCCCAGAUCGUUAUACUAAGAGGGCUAAUGAAUAG
Molecule: messenger RNA, 273 nt
Organism: Arabis nemorensis
Lineage: Eukaryota; Viridiplantae; Streptophyta; Magnoliopsida; Brassicales; Brassicaceae
Source: the annotation of a GenBank genome assembly